This is a messenger RNA of Cladophialophora yegresii CBS 114405, 702 nucleotides long. RefSeq lists its product as uncharacterized. NCBI's taxonomy places the organism in Eukaryota, Fungi, Ascomycota, Eurotiomycetes, Chaetothyriales, Herpotrichiellaceae. The record is from RefSeq and is a predicted model, not a curated record. The coding region runs from base 1 to 702 and encodes 233 amino acids. The transcript is spliced from 2 exons.
AUGUCCAUGAUUGAACUCCUGCGAUCACCGAACGUCACAAUAACCCUGUUUCUCUACGCCUAUAUCAUGAUGCUCGCCUUCAGCUAUACAGCAAUUGUCCCCGUGUUCUUCUUCACGCCCGUCCACCUCGGCGGAUUCGGGUUUUCGCCGCUCUUGAUCUCCAUUUUUAUGGGACUUGGCGGCCUUUCGCAAUCGCUCUGGCUCCUCAUCGCAUUUCCGUGGCUUCAAGCGAGAUAUGGCACGAAAUGGAUCAUGAGAUUAUGCGCUUUGGCUUACCCUUUCUUCUUCGCAUUCUAUCCGAUGUGCAAUUUGUUGUUGAGGUGGCAUCUGACGGCCACUUUCUGGGCAAUUGCACCUGUUGCUUCAGUCCUGGGUAGCGGAGUCGCCAUGUCUUUCACAGGCAUUCAGCUUGUUCUUAACGAUGUGUCUCCCGGUCCGGAAGUCCUGGGAACAUUAAAUGCAGUUGCGCUCACGUUAGUGAGCGGCUUGAGAGCCUUUUCACCUGCGUUGUUCGCAAGUCUGUUUGCGACCAGUGUAAGAAGCGGGGUAUUGGGAGGCCAUGUCAUUUGGAUCUUGAUGGUUUGUCUAGCGGUAGGGUUUCCGUUCCUAAGCCGAUGGGUGCCGGAGCCGAGCAAGCAAGGGGGCAACAAGUCAUGUUCCCACAUGCAUAAUGGCAGGACAGAAGAUGGAAACGAACAGUAG